AUGGUCGUCGUUGGCGAUUUCAACAACGAUAAUAUAUUAGAUAUCGCAGUCGCAAAUUUUGGAACUAAUAAUGUCGGAAUAUUUCUUGGAUUCGGCAAUAGAUCUUUUGCCAAUCAAAUAGAGCUUUCGACUGGCUCAUCUCGUCCGAUUUCAAUUAGUGUAGCUGAUUUCAACAACGACACACUACUUGAUAUUGCCAUUGCUAAUUAUGGAACUCAUAGUAUAGGUAUAUUCUAUGGACAUGGGGGUGGAAACUUUUUGAGUCUAAUUACAUAUACGACGGGUUAUGAUUCUUUUCCAUCCUCAUUGAUCGCUGGAGAUUUUAACAACGACAACUCUUUAGACCUCGCUAUAGCUAACUAUGGUACGGACAAUAUUGUUAUACUUCUUGGCAAUUCCAACGGUACUUUUACAAACCAAAUAACACUUUCUACUAGUCUUGGUUCUCAUCCACAAUCAAUUACUGCUGGGUAUUUCAAUGACGACGCUCUACUUGAUAUUGCUGUUGCUCUUUAUGGAAUUAAGAAAAUAGGAGUGUUUCUUAGCAAAGAUAAUGGAACUUUUGCAAACCAAGCUACCUAUUCCGUCGAUUCUGCUUCUCCAUACUCGAUUGAAGUUGGUGAUUUCAACCAAGACAAUCGACUAGAUUUAGUCGUCACCAAUAACGGUAUUAACAAUUUAGCCAUGCUUCUUGGCGAUGGAAAGGGGGCAUUCACAGAACCAUUGAUGUAUUCAACUAAAGCUUAUUCUUCGAUAUCUCUCGCCAUUGGAGAUGUUAACAAAGAUAAUCGACUAGAUGUGAUCAUCGUUAGCAAUGAUACUGGUGCUAUUGACAUCCUCUUUGGUUCUUACGAAGGCUUUUCUAAUCAAACGAUAUAUUCUACUAGUCGUAAUCCAGAAUAUACAGCUCUUGUGGAUUUCAACAACGAUACCCGACUAGAUAUUGUUGUUGCCAAUUCUGGUACCAAUGAUGUGAGUGUCCUUCUUGCAUAUGGUAAUGGCUCAUUUGCGGAUCAAAUUAGGUAUUCAGCUGGCACUAUGCCACGGUUUGUAGCGAUUGGUGAUUUCAACAACGAUCAACGACCAGAUAUUGUUGUUGCCAAUAGUGUUAGUCAUGAUGUGAGUGUCCUUCUUGGUUAUGGUAAUGGCUCCUUUGCAAAGCAAAUAAGGUAUGCAACUGGUCUUAAUCCAUAUGCUGUAGCUGUGGGUGAUUUCAAUAACGACACUCGACUAGAUAUGGUUGUCGUCAAUUAUGGUGCCAAUAGUAUGAAUGUCUUACUCGGCUAUGGUAAUGGCUCUUUUAGAAAUGAAACAUUCUAUUCAACUGGCAACAGUCCACGAUCUGUAGCUCUUGGUGAUUUCAAUAAUGAUAACCGAUUAGAUAUUAUUGUCGCCAAUGAUGGUAGCGAUGAUGUGAGUGUCUUCCUCGGCUAUGGUAAUGGCUCUUUCACGAAACAAAUGAGGUAUCGAACUGGUCGUUCUCCACGAUAUGUAGCUGUUGGCGACUUUAACAGCGAUAAUCGACUGGAUAUCGUUGUUGCCAACACUAAUGACAAUGGUGUAGGUGUCCAUCUUGGAUAUGGUAAUGGCUCUUUUGCAGAGCAAAUCUCAUAUUUAACGGGUCGUUUUCCACAAUGUGUAGCUGUUGGUGAUAUUAAUAAUGACAACUGGAUGGAUAUGCUUGUCAUCAAUUAUUAUAAUAAUUAUGUGGGUGUCUUUCUUGGAUACGGUGAUGGUUCUUUUGCAGAUCAAAUCAAGUAUUUGGUCGAUGAAAAUUUACGAUCUGUAGCCCUUGGUGAUUUCAACAAUGACGCUCGACUCGAUAUCGUUGUUGCCAAUAAUAUAGAUAAUAAUGUAGGCAUAUUGCUUCAAUAUAACAGAGGAUUUCUUAAAAAUGAAAUUACUUAUGCAUCUGGUGUGGGUUCUAAACUAAAAUAUGUUGUUGUUGACGAUCUGAACAACGACACUCGACUUGAUAUCGUUGUUGCUAAUUUCGGUACUAAUAAUAUAGGUAUCCUGUUUGGGCGUGGAAAUGGCUCUUUCCUUAACCAAAUGAUGCUCAGUACUGGCUCAAAUUCUCAUCCAUCAUCCAUCACCAUUGGUGAUUUUAAUGGUGAUUAUCAACGGGAUAUCGCUGUUGCCAACUACGGUACUCGGGAUACAGAUAUUUUCCUUGGAAAUGGAAACAGAACGUUUACAGGUCAAGAAAAUACUGGAAUUAGCUUUGUUUCCAAUCCAAUGAUUAUUGCUGCUGCUGACUUUAAUAAUGAUGGACGAUCAGAAAUUGUUCUUGCAUAUGAUAAUAGUGAUAAUGUAGAUAUUCUUGUUGCGUUUAACUUCAUCUUUUUUGCAGAUCGGACCAUGUAUUCAACGGGUUCGUCACCUCAAUCUCUAGCUGUUGGUGAUUUCAACAACGAUAAUCAACUAGAUAUUGUUGUUGGUAAUUAUGAUAGCCAUGAUGUGAGCGUCCUUCUUGGAUAUGGAAAUGGCUCUUUUUCGAAUCAAAUUAAUUAUAAAACCGGUCGUAAUCCACAAUCUGUAGCUAUUGGCGAUUUCAACAACGACAACCGACUGGAUAUUGUUGUUGCUAAUAAUGAUAACAAUAGUGUGAGUGUCCUUCUUGGAUAUGGUAAUGGCUCUUUUGCAAAUCAAAUUCCAUAUGACAGCGGUCGUCAUCCAAAAUCUGUAGCUGUUGGUGAUUUCAACAAUGACACCCAACUAGAUAUCGUUGUCGCCAAUAAUUGGGACCAUAAUGUGAGUAUCCUUCUUGGAUAUGGUAAUGGCUCUUUUGGAAACCAAAACACGUACGCAACUGAUUAUAAUCCAUCUUUUGUAGCUGUUAGUGAUUUGAACGAUGAUAACCGACUAGAUAUUAUUGUAGCCAAUGAAGCUGGUGACACUGUAAGUAUCCUUCUUGGAUAUGGUGAUGGCUCUUUUGAAAAUCAAACCACGUAUUCAACUGGCUACUGGCCACAGUCUGUAGCUGUUGGUGAUUUGAAUAAUGAUGCACGGUUGGAUAUCGUUGUAGCCAACUAUAAUAGUCAUAAUGUGAGUGUCCUUCUUGGAUAUGGGAAUGGUUCUUUUGGAAAUCAAACCACGUAUGUAGCAGGUGAUAAACCAUAUUCAAUAGCUCUAACUGAUUUAAACAAUGACACCCAACUUGAUAUCGUUGUUGCCAAUGGAGAGAGUAAUGAUGUAAGUGUCUUUCUGGGCUACGGUAAUGGCUCUUUUGCAGAGCAAUUCACGUAUCCAGGUGGUCGGUAUCCUCAAGCUCUAGCUAUUGGUGAUUUUAAUAACGAUACCCUAAUGGAGAUUGUUGUCGCCAAUAGUUAUGUCGAUUCGGUAAGUGUUAUUCAAGAGUUCAUCAAUAUAGGUUUUUUACACCAAACUACAAUCGCAACUGAGAGUAUGUCACAGCCGCAGUCAUUUGCCAUUGGUGAUUUUAACAAGGAUGAUUGGAUGGAUCUUGCCAUAGCUUAUUCGGGUUCUCAGAGUAUCGGAAUUUUUCUCGGACAUGGUAAUAUGUCUUUUUCGACUCAAGCCACAUGUUCAACAGGUUCAUCUUCGCGACCGUUGUCUAUGGCUGUUGCUGAUUUCAAUAAUGAUAGUCGACUGGAUAUCGUCGUCGCUAAUUAUGGUUCUGGUAACCUUGGUAUUUUUCUUGGAUAUGGUGAUGGCUCUUUUGCAAAUCAAACGACAUAUUCAACGGGCACCAGUUCCUCUCCUCAUUCUGUCUCUGUGGGUGAUUUUAACAAAGACAGCAUACCAGAUAUUGUCGUCGCUAAUCAAGGUAGUAAUAUUGUGGGUUUAUUCUUCGGACAUGGCAACGGCACAUUCGCAGAUAUGAUUGAAUUUUCGAUUGGUUACGGAUCUCGUCCGUUUUCUGUUGUCGUUGGUGAUUUUGACCGUGACAAAAACCUAGAUUUAGCUGUAGCGAAUGAGAAUACUAACGAUUUACAUAUUCUUUUACAGACCUGUUAA
Rotaria sp. Silwood1 is the source of this 3981-nucleotide messenger RNA. The record is from the annotation of a GenBank genome assembly. NCBI's taxonomy places the organism in Eukaryota, Metazoa, Rotifera, Eurotatoria, Philodinida, Philodinidae.